Molecule: messenger RNA, 3685 nt
Organism: Odocoileus virginianus texanus
Lineage: Eukaryota; Metazoa; Chordata; Mammalia; Artiodactyla; Cervidae
Gene: PALLD
Product: palladin, cytoskeletal associated protein
Biological process (GO): homophilic cell-cell adhesion; synapse organization
Cellular component (GO): neuronal cell body; plasma membrane; axon
Molecular function (GO): axon guidance receptor activity
Source: RefSeq, a predicted model, not a curated record
AUGCAGGCCUCCAGCUCCUUCAGCUACGCGCGCCCCAAGCAGUUCAUCGCCGCCCAGAGCCUGAGCCCCAGCGCGCCCCGGUCCCCGGCGCCCGCGUCCCCGCCGACCUCUGAGCCCGAGUGGGGCGCGCUCCCGCCGCCACCCCCGCCGCUCAGCCCUCCGGCGCUCGCCGCAGGGCCCGACUUCUUCCCGCCGCCGCCGCCUCCACCUCCGCCUGGCCCGGGUCCCUCGCCCCGCGCUGCCCGCCCAGGCCCCGCGCCUGCAGCGCUGCUCCGAGCCCUGCUGCCCUCGCAACCAGCCACCGCCAGCACCGUCUCCACCGGGGUCUCCGCCCUCGGCCUGCCGCGUGCUGCCCCCGCUGCGGGGCUUCCCAAGAAGGCCAGCAGACCUGCUAGGAUGGCCUCCGACGAGGAGAUCCAGGGCUCCAAGGACGCCGUCAUCCAGGACCUGGAGCGCAAGCUGCGCUUCAAGGAGGACCUGCUGAACAACGGACAGCCGAGGUUGACCUACGAAGAAAGGAUGGCUCGGAGGCUCCUGGGUGCCGACAGCGCAACUGUCUUCAACGUCCAGGAGCCAGAGGAGGAGGCAGCCAACCAGGACCCCUGGCCAUCUCGUGCUUCUGUAGAGAGUCCUCUGGACGGUCAGAAGGAGUACAAGGUCUCCAGCUGUGAGCAGAGGCUCAUCAGUGAAAUCGAGUACCGGCUGGAGCGGUCCCCCGUGGAGGAGUCAGGGGAUGAGGCACCCUGCGGGGACACGUCUGUGGAGAGCGGAGUGGCCCCCUUCUUUGAGGUGAAGCUGAAGCAUUACAAGAUCUUUGAGGGUAUGCCUGCGACAUUCACGUGCAGAGUGACCGGCGACCCAAAGCCCAAGAUUUACUGGUUUAAGGAUGGAAAGCAGAUCUCCCCCAAGAACGAUCACUACAGCAUCCGCAGCGACCCCAGCGGGACCUGCUCCCUGCACACCGCAGCCUCCACGCUGGAGGACGACGGCAAUUACACGGUCAUGGCUGCCAACCCUCAGGGCCGCGUCAGCUGCACGGGACGGCUGAUGGUCCAGGCUGUGAACCAGAGAGGCCGCAGCCCCCGCCCGCCGGCCGGACAUCCUCAUGGCAGAAGGCCUCGCUCGCGGUCCAGGGACAGUGCUGACGAAGGGGAGCCCAUCCAGGAGCGCUUCUUCCGCCCGCACUUCCUGCAGGCUCCCGGGGACCUGACCGUGCAGGAAGGCAAGCUGUGCAGGAUGGACUGCAAGGUCAGUGGGCUGCCCACGCCCGACCUCACCUGGCUGCUGGACGGCAAGCCAGUGCGCCAGGACAGCACCCACAGGAUGCUGGUGCGGGAGAACGGCGUGCACUCCCUCGUCAUCGAGCCGGUCUCGGCCCGGGACGCCGGCAUCUACACGUGCGUGGCCACCAACCGGGCGGGGCAGAACUCCUUCGUCCUGGAGCUCGUGGUCGCAGCUAAGGAAGCGCACAAGCCUCCGGUCUUUCUGGAGAAGCUGCAGAACACGGGCGUGGCGGACGGCUACCCCGUGCGCUUGGAGUGCCGGGUCUCGGGGGCACCCCCACCACAGAUAUUCUGGAAGAAGGAGAACGAGUCUCUGACCCACAGCACGGACCGCGUGAGCAUGCACCAGGACCACCACGGCUACGUGUGCCUGCUCAUCCAGGGCGCCACGAAGGACGACGCGGGCUGGUACACAGUGUCGGCCAAGAACGAGGCCGGGAUCGUGUCCUGCACGGCCCGACUCGACGUGUACACCCAGUGGCAGCAGCCGCCGCCGAGCGCCAAGCCGAAGCGGGUGCGGCCGUCGGCCAGCCGCUACGCCGCGCUCUCCGACCAGGGCCUGGACAUCCGAGCAGCGUUCCAGCCCGAGGCCGGCCCGUCCUCGCUGGCACUGAGCCCCGGCCUGGUGGAGAGCGAGGACCUGUGACCGGCGCCCUCGCGGGAGCACAGACCCACACCACGCUGCCCAGACCCGCCUCCUGCCGCGGGACGCAAGUGCACCUCGACUCCGAGAGACAAAAGGGCACCUCAACUCUGCUUUUCUUCCCGUAAACCAAACCAGAGGCUGCGCACACAAUGCCAGUAGAUGCACACCUUGCACAGAAUUCACACUCACCAGCCAAUUCAGACUCCAGAAAUUGCUGUGAUUCAAGGGGUCUGAAAUGCCAAAGCCCUCACGGAAAAGUGACCCCGCUCCGUGUUGUCCCAAGUGCCUUCAACACUGGUGCAGCGCUGCCACCCCGCGUGAGCAGGGGGCUUCCCGGAGGCAGCCCCACAGCAGGAGGGCAUGGCUGGGCAGUGUGUUCCCGCCACCGGUGACCCCGUGCGGGCAGCAGGAGGGCACGGCCAAGAAAUCCACGCAAGUGCCUUGUCUGUGCAAACCAUUUUCUACUAAGUCGUACGAAGGAACCGCUUGCCUGCAGUUCUGGCAACAUCCUGAGUUUCUCUCAAGGUUAAAACCUUCGUUGUUAGCUUUUUCUUUAUGCGUAUUUUCCUUUUGCGUUGCCUUGGUAGGGAGCUUACAUACUGAAACGCGUAACGUACUCUGAGGAAAGCAGAAACAGACCACAGACCAUUCCACGGAGGGCGUCAACCACCCAAGUGACCACGGCAGGCGGGGUGUGUCGGGGGUGAGGGUCCAGGGAGGAGCGGAGGGGAGGGGGGAGAGAUACACGGUGCAUGGUGACGGUGUCCACGCAGGUGGCAGGGGGCGGGAGCCAGUGGAGGCCAGGCUUCCCUUGGUUCUCUUCAAAUUCCAUCUACGACGCUGCGUUCCUGAGUCAAGAAGCUGGGGUUCCAGCGGUGGGGGCCCUGGGGACACUGCAGGGUCAGAGCUGGAGGUGGGAUGCACAGAGCAAGUUGGUAAUGGGCUGAGCAGCGAGGUCGUCAUGGGUCGGAGGCAGCCUGUGGGCACUGGUCUGCUGGGGGUAUGGGACUGAGCCAGAGGAGGUGGGCACCAGGGUGCGUGUCCUCCACGGCGCCCGCACGGCGGGUGGGAGCCUAAUUUCUCCUCCCUGCGGCCAUGAGGCCGCUGACUGAAGAAGGUGCUGGGCUCCCAGUCAUCCCAAGGCCAUCUCCGGUGCCCCUGACUCUGGCCAGCUGGACGGAGUGAAUUCUGACCAGGCUUGACGGUUUUAAGUUGGAAUCAGUCAACUUUAAACAUGAGAAAAUGGGGCCUGCUAUGAUAUGAUAAUGGUACUUUGCUAUGAAGAGAACACACUGUAUUCCUUAUGCAAAACACAUUUAUCUCUCAUUAUUUAUGAUAAAGAUGGCAAACUCUCUUAGCUCAGUUACUCGAUAUGUAGUGUUUUUUAAUGAUUUUGUACCUGUGUGCCACCCCGUGUAGCCCACUUCACUGCUUCACAUGCACAGCUCUCCACGUCCUUCUCGACACACCAAGCAAGCUCUGCGUACCCAGUGUGAGCGCUGGUGCCUGCAGACUGGCACGCGAGGCUCUCCUGGACCUCUCUGUCUUGCAGAAUUAUGACUGAUGUCUUCUCGUACUUGCCAAAUUUUCCCGAAUGUGACAUUUUGCUAAUUUGCUGGGUUUGGGAUUAAGCAGCGUUAUUUUGCCACCUUUCAUAUAUUUAUAAAAACAAUAAGUACUAUCUUACUACUUUGGAUUGUUGUGCUGGUGUAAUGUGGAUUUAACAACAAUAAAUAUUUAACAAAUAAGAGCUGCA